This is a messenger RNA of Solea senegalensis (Senegalese sole), 1309 nucleotides long. It is a transcript of the gene eif4h, whose product is annotated as eukaryotic translation initiation factor 4h. The record is from RefSeq and is a predicted model, not a curated record. Gene Ontology annotation, molecular function: RNA binding. NCBI's taxonomy places the organism in Eukaryota, Metazoa, Chordata, Actinopteri, Pleuronectiformes, Soleidae. The transcript is spliced from 8 exons. Bases 41 to 847 code for a protein of 268 amino acids.
CGUGUAGGACCUCCUCCUCCUCCGACACACAGCAGCAGCAAUGGCGGAUUACGAUAGCUACGAUGAUCGAGACCGGGCCUAUGGCAGCUUCGGCGGCGGUAAAGGACCCCGUGGUGGUAGUGGCAGCGCCGGAGGCGCCAGGAAGCAGAGAGAGCUGCCAACAGAGCCGCCGUACACGGCAUAUGUAGGGAACCUGCCACCCUACGCUGUGCAAGGUGACAUCGACGACAUCUUCAAAGAACUCAAGAUCCGCAGUGUCCGAUUGGUCAGAGACAAAGAGACAGACAAGUUCAAAGGUUUUUGUUAUGUGGAGUUUGAUGAUUUGGAAUCUCUAAAAGAAGCUUUGUUGUAUGAUGGCGCCCUCCUUGGUGAGAAGACACUGAGGGUCGACAUCGCAGAGGGGAGGAGGCAAGAACGAGGCGGCUUCAGCUUUAAGAAAGAUGAAGGCAGAGGAGGACGAGGUUUUCGAGGUAGUCGAGGAGGAGGACGUGACUCUCGGGAGGACUUUGACCGACAAGGAGGACGUGCGGUCGGAGAGUUCAGCGGCUCAGGUUUUAGAGAUGAUGACUACGGGCGUGGUCGGGUUGGUGGCAGUCGCCCUGGUGACAGAAGGGGAGCAGCAGCAGCAGGGGGAGGAGGAGGAGGAGGAGGUGGAGCAGGAAUGGGCCGCUUUAGAGACGGACCCCCACGUGGAGGAAGUACUGAUUUCCGGGAACCUUCUGAAGAGGAGCGUGCACAGCGUCCUCGGCUGCAGCUGAAGCCCCGUACUGUCUCUGAGCCGCUCAACCAGGUCGCCAACCCGAACUCUGCCAUCUUCGGUGGAGCCAAGCCACGAGAGGAGCACUGAGACACUUAAACACCCGACACUCUCCCGGCCAGAUGAUGGUGAUACAACAGAAAAGAAGAAGUUUUGAUUUUUUUUUUCAUGCUCUCUUUCCUUCAGUGUGGAUUAUGUGGAGAAAAUUCAGCUAAAGUGAUGAAAAUGUUUGAAUGAACUUCAAAGCAAAAAAUAAUAAUUGUACAAAGUUGUUGUUUUUGGUUCUAGUUUCCUGUAGUUUUCAUCUUUAACCUAUAGGGGGACUGUGGCCCGACACUGUCUGAAUGUGAAUCAGAAUCAUGUCUGGGUCUGUAGUGGAUUUAAAGCUUCAGUGUUAUGGGUCUGCAUCGCUAUGACAACAGUUAAACAUUAUGUUUAUGUACCAGAAUUCUCACCCGGAAACAUUUUCUUAUUGUACCAUAGAAGAAAAACAAACAGCUGUUUUAACUUCCCCCCCAACAAUGUUUAUGGCAAUAAAACUGUAUGAUCGUC